AUGGGUGGCCAACUCACAAAAGAACAAGCUCGUUUGCCUUUCGGAUAUGUUCCAAAAACACUACACCACCAACGGCAAUGUAUAACGGGCUUAAAUCAAUCAACAUUACGGCCUAACAUACAUCCGUCUCAGGAUAAUCCUGAAACGUUCUUUAAUGACAUCGGUGAAAUUAAUAAUCGUUCUAUUUUAAUAACGCCAGCUGGUGAAACCGCGUCGAUUUUCACUGAAACAACGGAUACUAUUUCUCCUGAAGUUAUGAUGGAUGUGGAUAAACCUGAUAAUAAUUCAAUUAAUGGAACUAUACCAGAUGAAUUUAAUAUAAAUAAUAACCUGAGUCCAAUAGUGUUUAGUGAUUUACAAAAUUUUAAAAAUAUUGGACUUUGUCGACGCGGUCUUGUUAAAUUAACUGAAAUCGGUUACAUGAAAAAUUUGACAACGCUUGAUGUUUCUAAAAAUCGAUUGGAAUUCAUUCCGGACACUAUUGGAUUUUUAUACAAGUUGCAGGAAUUAAAGUUGUCAAGUAAUCAAUUAUCAUGGAUACCAUCUUCUAUUGGUUCUCUCAAGAAACUUGGUACUCUUUUACUUGAUGAAAAUAAGAUUACUGAAUUACCACCAGAAAUUGGUCAAAUAAAGACUCUUGUCCAUUUGGAUGUUCGAGAUAACCCACUCACCGUUUUACCUGCUGAACUUGGACGACUCCAACAACUUCGAAAAUUGCGAACUGAUGGUUGUCAGUUAAAAACGGAAUUCGUACAUCAGCUUACACAUUCUCCACCGACGUUAAUGGAACUUGCUGCACGUACUAUUGUUCGACUUCAAGUUCCAAUAUUGGAAGAUACAACAGAUCAUAUUAAGGAUUAUCUUGCUAGCGCCAAAAAGUGUAGCUUUUGUGGUGGUCCUUAUUUUGAAAGUUAUGCAAAGCGUGGUAAAAUAAUUGAUAAGAAUGAACAACUUAUACCUCUAGAAUAUCGUUUAUGUUAUCCUCAUUGGAAUACUGAACAGGAACGCGUUAGUCUAUUAUUUUGCGCAUUACCAGAUACUGCCCCAAGUCCUGAACCAUACAAACAUCGUCGUAAUACUACUGAUAAAUCAUGUGAUGGAAAUUCAGUAGUUGGUGUUUCAUCUAACACUCAGGAAAAAGUUCAACAACGUCCUUCUGUAAGACGUUCCAUGACUAUUCCGCUAAGCUCACUUACUAGAUCGCCUUCGUUACCUAGUUUGCCAAGAUCUUCAUCUCCACGACCUACUGAUGAUUGGCUGCAAGAUGAUGAAAUUGGUAUAAAGAAAAGCAAUAGCACCCGCGGACGUAAUGGAGGCGUAUCAAUAUUGUGGCGUUCAAAAAAAAAUAGUGCGUCAUCUGCUAUUCUUGGAAAACCUUCGCGCAAUCAUUUACGUUUAAGUACCCGAUGGGGUUGA
This is a messenger RNA of Scutellospora calospora, 1416 nucleotides long. Lineage: Eukaryota; Fungi; Glomeromycota; Glomeromycetes; Diversisporales; Gigasporaceae. The record is from the annotation of a GenBank genome assembly.